Messenger RNA from Neolamprologus brichardi, 769 nucleotides. The record is from RefSeq and is a predicted model, not a curated record. NCBI's taxonomy places the organism in Eukaryota, Metazoa, Chordata, Actinopteri, Cichliformes, Cichlidae.
CAACUUUAAGAGUGGAUUUGGAUGAGAUUAAGAUUUUACUCACAAUAAUGUGUUUUGGCAGGUUUGUCCUCGAGGAGAGCGGGCCAGCAUGCAGAAAGUGUGUGAGCGCUGCAUCGAGUCUCCGGAGAUCUAUGACUGGCUCUAUCUGGGAUUUAUGGCCAUGUUGCCUCUUGUGUUGCACUGGUUCUUUAUUGAAUGGUACUCUGGGAAGAAGAGUUCCAGUGCUUUACUACAACAUGUGACCGCCAUGUUGGAGUGCAGUAUGUCAGCUGUGGUCACUCUGCUGGUCACAGAGCCUGUGGGAAUGCUCACUAUCCGGUCUUGUCGAGUGCAAAUGCUUUCAGACUGGUACACGAUGCUGUACAACCCAAGUCCAGACUAUGUCAACACAUUACACUGCACUCAGGAAGCGGUGUACCCACUCUACACCAUCGUGCUGAUCUACUAUGCAUUUUGCCUGAUACUAAUGAUGCUGCUGCGUCCUCUGUUGGUGAAGAAGAUGGCGUGUGGUUUGGGCAAAUCCGACCGUUUUAAGAGCAUCUAUGCUGCUCUGUACUUCUUCCCGAUCCUCACUGUGCUGCAGGCUAUAGGAGGAGGACUGCUCUACUAUGCGUUCCCCUACAUCAUCCUGGUCCUGUCUCUGGUCACGUUGGCUGUUUACAUGUCUGCCUCUGAGAUACAGGUAAUUACAGUCACUGCGGUGUGGGCAUUUCUUAUUUCCCAGUUUAACUUUAAAAUUGUGAUCAAGAAGUUCUUCAAUUUGAUAUGA